Pyricularia oryzae 70-15 is the source of this 969-nucleotide messenger RNA. RefSeq names its product MAS3 protein. The transcript has 2 exons. NCBI's taxonomy places the organism in Eukaryota, Fungi, Ascomycota, Sordariomycetes, Magnaporthales, Pyriculariaceae. The record is from RefSeq and is a predicted model, not a curated record. The coding region runs from base 1 to 969 and encodes 322 amino acids.
AUGCUCUCCCAGACACUCUUCUUUGCCGCCCUGGCCGCUCUGGCCAACGCUCACUCGGUCAUCCUCAACGCCCAAGGUGAGCAGGGCUCUCCUGCCUCGGUCGGCUUCAAGGUAAUUCCUGAGAUCGCCCGUAAUUGCGUAAGCAUCAGCCCUUGCCAGCAGGACACCCCCAUCAUCAGGGAGGCCGAGAUCAAGGCCAACAUCGCCAACUUCUGCGGUAGGACGCAGCUGAACGGCAACAUCGAUGCGGGUGAGGAGAGCGAGAACGCUCUCGCCGCCAAGAAGGUCACCGCGGUCAAGCCUGGUACCGUGAUCUCCAUGACCAUCCACCAGGUCAACGCCGACGGCGCCGGACCUUACAUCUGCGAUCUGGACGAGGCCAGCAACGUCGGUGCAAACCUCAAGAACCUGAGCGUCACGGACAACGUCCCCGGCGCCAACGGUCUGUCCCAGGUCCGCGCCCAGCAGUUCGUCAUGAAGAUCACCAUGCCCCAGGACCUCAACUGCAUCGGCGGUUCCACCGGAAACCUCUGCACCGUCCGCUGCCGCAACACCGCCCAGGCCGGUCCCUUCGGUGGCUGCAUCGCCGUCCAACAGGCCGACAAGAAGGGCAACGUCAACACCCCCCAGAACAUCAAGACCGCCAGCAGUAAGAAGGCCAACGAGGCUCAGACCAAGCAGAACAACAAGGACCUCAAGGAUGCCAACGCAUUCCUCGCUAAGCAGAAUUCCGCCGAGGGAAAGAAGCAACUCGCCGAGGUCGAGUCCAUCGCCCCCGAGAAAAUUGUCAAGGCGGACUUCCCCUCCAUCAACACCAACGGUGGCAUCGAGGAGAACGGCGCUGGCGGCGCUGCCAAGAACAACAACAACAACGCCAAGAACAAGAACAACAACAAGAACAACGCCAAGAACAAGAACAACAAGAACCGCCGCAGCCUUGGCCGCUUCGCCAAGAUCUUCAACGCUUAG